Cataglyphis hispanica is the source of this 3312-nucleotide messenger RNA. RefSeq names its product solute carrier family 52, riboflavin transporter, member 3-A-like. The record is from RefSeq and is a predicted model, not a curated record. Gene Ontology annotation, biological process: riboflavin transport. Bases 1075 to 2367 code for a protein of 430 amino acids. Lineage: Eukaryota; Metazoa; Arthropoda; Insecta; Hymenoptera; Formicidae. The transcript has 2 exons. Gene Ontology annotation, cellular component: plasma membrane. Gene Ontology annotation, molecular function: riboflavin transmembrane transporter activity.
GCUAGUCACUCGAUAUACGCGAGUCGCUAGCACUUGUUUUCGAGAUCAUUCGAGAUUUCGCGGUCGCGGUGUCACAUAUUAUUUAAUGAAACACACGCGUUAUCACGAAAUAUUUAUUGACAUUUUUUCUCCCUCGAUAAGAAAGUGCACUAUUGAAUGCAUAUUAAAAAGUGUCGCUCGUUCAAUUUAAUUGUAAAUGACACGUGUAUUAUAUAACCCCAUCAACUUCGCUAUAAUUGCAAGUAUAUAAUCGCAAAAAUAAUUGUAUAUUAAUUGCACAUGACAUUUUGAUUCUAAUUAUUCCUUGUAGAACUGUCGACGAGCGGAAUAUUCCUAUUUUUUUCGUCUGCGAUUUCAAAUAAAAGCAAAUUCGGAGAGAGAAGGAGAUAGAAAAAGAAACAAUCAAAUAUUUUAAUAAAUUGUCACAUGCUCUGACAGAACAUCAGCGAACUGAAAAUAUUUCCAGUGAGUGAAAGAAAUAAUAAGUGAGAAAUGUGUCUUUUCUUUGUCAAGUUUGAUUAUGCAAUUGAGCACCUAUAAUAUAAGUGACAACAGGUGAUUUUUCCAUAAUCGAGGCGUCGACAAGAAUCGCAAUCGAACAAUUGUUGAACACUCGAAUUUUGUCAUCGAGUCGAUCAUCGAUUACUUGGAGACACGUGGAUAUCCUAAAGUCUUUAUAGAGAAAAGCUCUGAUAUUCUCUGACAUUCUCCACGUGUGCAGGUUAUGACAGUGAUCCGUCGAUGAGAGGAAUGAAAUAUUUCGGCAAAAGCUGCCGAAAACAAACUCAACAUUUCGAUUAAUUCUCAGUGAUUCCGAAUGAUAGUCGAAUGAUAAUAGAUCGCUUUUAUGUCAAAUGUGAUCUUAGUUUUAUUUUGAUUAUAAAAAUUUUGUUAUCGUAACUAUAUGAUAACAAGUAUCUGCCUGAUAUCAUUGUCUUAUCCCUCUGUAAGAGAGUGAACAUCGAAACGAAUUUUCCAAAGAUUUCACUGAUUUAAGAAGCAACAAUCAGAAGCAUUCAUUAAGUGUGUAAGAUAAACUGCGAAUACAAGCACACAUUCUGAAACAAAAGCAAGAUGCUGACUCAACGAUUAAGCAACCGAAGAUUGUUAGUCGAUUUUCUCGCGCUGAUGUUUGGCCUGGGUGCUUGGAUCGGUGUGAAUGGCAUUUAUGUACAACUACCGCUUAUAGUGCACACUGCACCAGAAGAAUGGAGUCUGCCUGCGCACAUGGUGAUGUUGGUGCAAUUCGCCAAUUUAGGACCCAUAUUGUACACCCUGUAUAUAAAGUAUACUGCUUGGGCACACGAUAGAUACAUUAUUUAUUCCCUAUUGAGUGCAGGAACAUGCGCCUGUAUCGCAUUGAGUUGGCUAUACAAUCACACUUCAUUUGUGUUUGGUAAAGAACACUCGACUGCCCUCUUGUCACUGAUGUUUGUGACUGCCCUUGUUGGAUGUACAAGCUCUGUACUCUUCAUGCCAUACAUGAGAAAUUAUCGUGAGAUUUAUUUGGUUUCUUAUCUGGUCGGAGAAGGACUGAGUGGAUUUGUACCGAGUGCAGUUGCUCUAAUUCAAGGCGUUGGUAGCAAUCAAGUGUGCACCAAUGUUACUAAACCAGGAUCAACUAAUCUAGAGUUCAUCCUCAAAUCAGAUCCGAGAUUCUCUACACAAAUAUUUUUCAUCUUUAUCGGCACUUUGUUAUGUUUGAGUUUUCUGUCAUUCUUAGGAUUAAAUCUUUUACCUAUAGCACUUGGAGAAAGAGUCAAGCUUCCAAGUAGUAUGGAAAUGUUACCAACUGAUACAACAGCACCACCUAGCUACAAAACUAAUUCCGGCUGGAAAAUGCCGAAAUAUACAUACUAUUAUUUAUUAAUUAUGAUGGCCAUAGUCUGUUUUCUCGGCAAUGGUACUUUACCAAGUAUACAGUCGUAUUCCUGUCUACCAUACGGCAGUAUCGCAUAUCAUUUGACAGUCACGUUAGCUUCCAUAGCUGGUCCAUUGGCCAUGUCUUUAGGUUUCUUUAUUGAAACACCGGCAAUUAAACUCCUUAAUAUUCUUACGGCAAUUAUUUUAAUACUUUCAGGCAUCGUUUUAUACUUGGCGGCGAAAUCACCUAAUCCUCCUUUUCAAAACUCAUGGGUGGGUGAAUUUAUGGUAGUCGUUUUGUGGAUAACUCUUUGCGGUUUAAUAGGUUUUGUAAAAAUGGGCAUUACAACUUUGUAUCGGCCCGAUCCUGGAAGAGGUCUUUAUUAUACUGGUGUCGCGACACAAAUCGGAUCUCUGUUAGGUGCAAUUACCAUAUUCGGUUUGGUCAAUUAUGCAAAAGUAUUUCAGUCUUAUUCUCCUUGUGCACCUCUUAUAAAAGAUUAACGUAGCCUGUACUUAGUCCUAUUGAUUAUUUGCACAGAUAAUGGUGAUAGAAAAAUAUUUUAUAUUUUUUUUAGUUCUACAAUCAAAAAUGUUUAUACAUAUUGAGAGAUAUAUUAUUCAAUAGUUACUAUAUUUACUAACUUAGAAUUAAUUUUCUAUAGAAAUAGGGAUCAAAUUUUUAUUAAUGCAUUUUACAAUUUUAAUCUCCAUAUAUAUUUAUACACAAGUUAUUGUGAUUAUUUUUCAUUAUAAGUUGUAUAACUGAACAGAUAAUGAAACGUAUAUUAUAUAUAUACGCUACAAAGAUGAUUUCGAUGAUGUACAUAAAAUUCAGUAAAGUAAAAAGUACUAAACAAUUAUUUUUAUAAAUAUAAAAAUAUGUCGCAAAACCAUACUGCAUUUUUAUAUUAAUAUUUUAAAAUUAUAUAAAUUUUAUCAUUAAAAUGCAUAUGUAUUGAAUUAUAUUUCUGUAAUAAUUUUCUCCUCAUUACAUUUGCUUUUUUCUGAUUAUUUAAAAUUUGAUAGUAUAAAACAUGUAAAAAAAGAAAAAUUGAUGAAGAAAGCUCAAUUUUUUUUUAAAUAAAACUCUAAGUUAGAUAUUAGUAUUUGAAUACAAAUAUGUUCAAUCUUUUUUAUAGUUAGAUCUGUACCAGAGUAUACAACAUAAAGUGCUUAAAUUAAACUUGUGUGUAACUUGAAUAUGUACUCUUUUAUGAUCACAUACUGCUCAGUUUUAUCUGAUAAAUUUUAUUGGGUAGAUUAAGAACCAGAUAGGCAAUUUUUUAAUUUCCUAACUCUUAUUACAUUUCUUCUUGACUCUCUGCUCUUAACAAGUUUAUGCAGAGCAGAGUUCAUUAUCGUUACUUAUUGUUUGGAAGUACAUAACAUGUAUCUGUGAUAUUUUAAUGCUUAUCAAUUAUAUAAUAAUAUAUAUUUGAAUUUAAA